AAUUUUUUUUCCUCCCUUUGUAAACCUAACUAGCAUCUUUCUUGAUAGCAUUUCACAGCCUUAUAUAUAUUUAUAGCCCUGGUAUUGAUGUUUGCAUCCCAAUAACGAAGAAGAAGAGUGACAUAUUCCCACCACUGAGAGGUCAUUGAAGGAAACAGACCAAACAGCAUCAUGUCUGCAGACCUGGACCUGUCCCCUCCAGAGGUCCCUGAGCCUACAUUUCUAGAGAGCCUACUGCGCUACGGGUUGUUUCUGGGUGCCAUCUUCCAGCUCAUCUGCAUCCUGGCUGUCAUCUUCCCCACAUCCAAGGGGCAUGAACAGGAGGAGACUGAGUCCACUGAUGGCAAGGCGUCUGAACAGAUGAAGAAACCUAAAGGACCAGCAACUCAGAUUCGACAGAAGCCAAAGAAAGAGAGCAAAAAGAAGCGAUAGACAGGUGUGUGUGUGUGUGUGUGUGUGUGUGUGUGUGUGUGUGUGUGUGUGUGUGUGUGUGUGUGUGUGUGUGUGUGUGUGUGAGAAUCAACAUCUGCAGAUACCCAUACAGUUAUCACUACAGGUAUAUGAAACACUAAUGUCAUAUUACAAUAAAAAUGUAUGUGCACUUAAUUUGAGACACUUCAGAAUUAAACAUGAACUGUGUCCUAUUCGCAAUCAACACAGUAUUACAAGAAGCAAAUUGCCAUGGUGUUGGUGCGGUGCUGACUGCCACAUAUUUUAUUGGGUAUAUGUUUUGCAUUUCUUUUCUUUUAUAAUUGAGUAUCAUUGAUUGAAUUGUAUUUGGAUGCAACAGGCAAUUAAAUGCAUUUUGCAGUCAUUCACCCUAGUUGUUUUUAUUCAUUGGCAAAUUUCAGUUUGGUUUAAUGAGUCAGAAUGACUUCCUUGCUAAAGCUAUUUUUGUUUAUAUUUACACAAUAUUCAGACACUGCGGUUGCAGAAUUCAAGAUGUAAGGAAAAAUUUAAAAUAUAAGGUGACUAGGUCAUAGUUCCAUAUCAUGCUUAUGUUGUAUGUAUGUAUGUUAACAAUUUAUUUAUUUUAUUUUGGCCAACAUGUAUCAGGACUUUCAAAUGGUAAUACAGGCCUCAAAAAGCCAUAUUUCAAAUCUAGCUCUUGUAUGGGGAUAAUACAUGGAAGUGUCACAAUCAACACUGAAAAAAGAACAAAAAAAUGUGUUAAAGGGAUUUAGGGAAAACUAAUAGUUUUGUUAAUAAAUGAUGAUAAAUUCACAUUAGAGCUGCAACAAUUAUUCAAUCCACAAAAAAACUAAUCAACAAUUUUGUUAACCAAUUUUCUCAUAUUCUGAUCAAUUUAUUUCAGCUUCUCCAUUGUGAGGAUUUGCUGCUUUCUCUUAU
Molecule: messenger RNA, 1350 nt
Organism: Seriola dumerili (greater amberjack)
Lineage: Eukaryota; Metazoa; Chordata; Actinopteri; Carangiformes; Carangidae
Gene: manbal
Product: mannosidase beta like
Exons: 3
Coding region: 172-432 (86 amino acids)
Cellular component (GO): membrane
Source: RefSeq, a predicted model, not a curated record